UUGCCAUCUAGCGGUCAGAAAUAGCGAUACGUAAGCAGUACGUAGCGUACAAGUUGCUUUGUGCGUUCCUGGACGACGUGUUCCGCUUUAUAUGAGGCAGUAUAGUAUACUAGCCCAGACAAUAACGAAAAUGGAAUAACAGGAACUGACCGAAGCCCCUCUUUACGUAAUGAAACUGUGGGCAAGCUAGCUCUAACCAUCACUAUCUUUUCCCAUGUCUUUCCCGCGCGCGCGACGUACAAUACCCCCUUUUAUGAGGUUAUGGCGCGGUAGUGUGACGUUAAGUUAUGCAAGGACACCGCUUUUCUCCGUUAAUAACGUAAUAACCGCGAUCUGGCCGCCGACAGCAACCAGGAAAACGAAAUCGCCGCAACGGCACGAGGGGAGUCGAUCAUAAAUUGCGCGAUCCCACGGCGCGCUAGAUCACCUUGAUUGCUGUCGGAAACAGGCGAAGCGUGGCGGAAGGAAAAAGAAGGCUGGCGGCAAUAAACGGAGUUCUCCCCCGCCCUGUCCUUCGUACAACACAACGCAUUGUACUGCCACUACUACAGCCUGCCUCCGUGCGCGCGCGCCGGAUGCGAGCUCCAUGUCGUGCCGCUUGAGUUGGCGUGCGGAGCCGUGCGCCGCUGCCGCUUGGCAGUGGAAGCAAGCGAGCACGGUGUCAGGUGUACGACGCGCAUGAAAGGCUGGACUGCGGUCCGUAGUGCGUCGUCGGUGCAAUGAACUUGCACCGGCGACGGGCAGGGCGGCGGAGGAGGGACAUUCCUCGCCACAAAGCGGCGUGCAGCGCGGCAAGAGCCCGCAGCGUUUGACAGCAGCCGGUGCGCCCCGCCAGUAAAACUCAUUUGUGUGAACGGCAGCGGCGCGCUCAGCUCCGCGAGCGAGCAGCCGCUAUCGAUCCGCUGCUGGGCGGUGUCUGCGAAAGGGAGGCGCGGGUCCCCCCGCUCCAUCGGAACAGGUGUUGCCAACGUCGACUGCCACCGGACUUUGAACUCGCGCGUUCGCUGAGCACGGGCGCUUCCGGAGCCGCGAGGACGCCCCAGCUGGUCGGCACCCAAGUCCGGCGCAACCCGGUGCCCCGUGCGAGGCCGAGGCCGGCGGCUCCGGCACACACCGUGGGAUGCGCCUGACACCGCCCGGCAUGCCCGAAGGCAGCGGCGGCGACGCGAGGAUGCUGCGCGGAUCCCAGCUGGCGAGGGGGCCAGGCAGCCUGAAAGACUCGGAGCAGGGACCCAGGUCCCUGGCGGACAGCAGCGACUGUGGCAGCGGGGGAAGCCUGCUGAGUGUUGUGGGCAACGGCGGGGACAGCAGCUACGAACGCCGGCACGUGCACGAAGCACAUCUGCGCGAGGCCUUCCAGGCCAUGCACUGCAUGCAACUCAAGGGGCAGCUGUGCGAUGUGCGCCUGGUGGCCGGCAACCAGAGCCUGUUGGCACACAGGCUCGUGCUGGCCGGCUCUAGCCCCUACUUCCACGCCAUGUUUAACAGUGACAUGUGUGAGAAGGCACAGGCUGAGGUGGUGCUUCAUGACAUUGCCUUCUCCGCCCUGCAGCAGCUCGUCGAAUUCGCCUACACUGGCGAAAUUGUCAUCACUGAGAGCAAUGUCCAGAGCCUGCUGCCCGCGGCCAGCCUGCUGCAGGUGGGCAGCGUGCGCGAGGCCUGCUGUGCCUUCCUGCUGGGACAGCUUCACCCGUCCAACUGCCUGGGAAUCCGCAGCUUUGCCGACACGCACGCCUGUCGCGACCUGCUGGGCAAGAGCCACCGAUACGCCCUGCACCACUUCCGAGAGGUGGCGCACACCGACGAGUUCCUCAUGCUGCCUUUCUCGCAGGUGGAAGACCUGAUCUCCAGCGAUGAGCUCAAUGUCUCCUCGGAAGAGUUGGUCUAUGAGGCCACUGUGGCCUGGAUCAAGCACAAUCUGCCCGAGAGGGAGAAGUACGUUGGCAAGCUGCUGCAGCACUGUCGGCUGCCGUUGAUGCGUCGGGAGUUCCUGCUGUCCAAGGUGGGCGAGGAGCCGCUGGUGCGCUCGAGCGAGGAGAGCAAGGACCUGCUCAUCGAGGCCAUGCGCUACCACCUGAUGCCUGAGCGGCGCGCUGCCAUGGCUGGGCCGCGCACCUCGCACCGCAGGCCCGAGGGCCUCCGCUCCUACCUCUUCGCCGUCGGUGGAGGCUCACUGUUUGCCAUCCACAGUGAGUGCGAGUACUACAACCCACGCACGGACCGCUGGAGCUCUUUUGCACCUACAAUCCACCGAAGGUCUCGAGCCGGCAUCACCGCACUGAACCGAAUGCUGUACGCCAUUGGCGGCUUCGACGGCACACGAGACCUGUCGUCGGUGGAAUGCUACGACCCUGUGCGUAACACGUGGUCACUGCUCCCGGGAUUGGGCAGCCGACGCAGCUGCCUCGGAGUGGGAGCCCUGCGUGGCCUCAUCUAUGUGGCUGGUGGCUACGACGGGACGUCCUGUCUGAGCAGCGUGGAACAGUUUGACCCCCUCGUUGGUGCUUGGACCUCCGUGGCUGCCAUGGAGUAUCGUCGGCGAUACUGCCGCCUAGCCGUCCUCGAGGACUGCCUGUACGCUGUGGGGGGCCACGACGGGGCCAACUACCAGUCGUCAGUGGAGCGGCUGGACCCGCGGGAGGGCCGCUGGCGGCUGCUGCCGUCGAUGCACAGCCGGCGCAACAGCUGCGGCGUGGCCGUCCUGGACCGGUCCCUCUACGCUGUCGGUGGUAACGACGGCAGCCUCUGCCUCAGCAGCGCCGAGCGCUUCGACCUGGCCGCCAACAUGUGGGACCACGUCGGCUCCAUGCACUCCCGCAGGACGACACACGAGGUGGUCCAAGCCGACGGCUUCCUCUACGCCGUCGGUGGCAACGACGGCAGCUCAAGCCUCAACACUGUCGAGCGCUACGACCCGCGUCACAACAAGUGGAUGCUCGUCACUGCCAUGAUGCUUCGACGAAGUAGUGUCGGCGCUGCCGUGCUAGAGUGCCCCAUGCUAGAACGCGCAAACUCUACAUCAUUUGCUUCGGUUAUUGGCGCCUCUUCCGAGCCCUGAGGCAUAUACUUCCAGCCUUCCUCAUGAUUUGCUGUAGCGCAUUGUUUUUUGUUGCGGUACGGGGGCCACACAGCGUCAAAACUGUCGUGCUUUGGCAGUGCUCUCACUGCUUGCCAAGGAUGAGUCGGCUUUUGCAUUUCACCCACCACUUUGCCAACGUGACCCACAGCGAUGUGAUAGCGAGAUCGCCUUAAGUCUGCGUUCUUCAGCAGAGCGUAGAUUUUCUCGGUUUGGGUGCUUCAAACAUUCACGUCACUUCCUUAGUUUAGCAGCAUUACGUGUGAUCGUCUUGAAUGUUGACUCACAGGUAUGACCUGCGAGUGGAACCCUGGGGAGAAUUCCCAUUUCCUCGGCACCUUCAUACCCGAGUGAAAACCAGUUCUCCCAAGAGCGAUAGUCCUGUGCGUGUGUUUCAGAGCCUUUCUCUGAUGAAUGGCUGCUCUGUUAGGUGUUCUAUUGUGACUAAGGUGUGAGACCCUUAGCGUCAAUAGUCUUCAAAAGCUGGCUGUUCGCUGGUUGGGAAGUAAGGGCCUUGUCAUGCACAUUCCCUGAUCAUCUGUUGCUUCACCCACCUAGUUGUCACAUGGACAUGUCUCACAUGUGUGAUGUUAGGAGUGCAUGUUAGUAUGUUUUUUGUAGGAAGGUGUGUGCUUUGGAUCAUCCCCAUUCAUCUUCUGCCGAAACUGUUGCAGUGUAGAGAGAGCGAACCAAUAAGUGAUGCCAGUUGCCAACUGCCUGGCCUUUGUCUUAGCUUGUGAAGUAUGAGAGCAUGGAAAGAGUUUCCUCUCACUUAGUGCUCGGUAUGGUAUAAGCACUUGUGAGUGCUUGACAGUGCACCAUGCGCAAUACCGGUGAGUCGUUGAAUGACGUUACUAAUGUCUUUGAUGGGAGUAGCUUCCCAACCUGAUAUUUUGGUCGAUGUGACAUACAUUGUUUUCUUGCCUUAACUUAUACUAGCGGUUGAGAUAAAAGAAAGCGAUUUUUCUCAUGAUGAAAUUUUGUUAUGCUUUGUGUACUUCCCAUCUUUAUUUUUGUUUCCCAAGUAGUGUUGUAAAUACUUGUUAAAAGCUGGAAGACCUGUUAACUUAUUUAAUAGACUAUUCUGCACUUUUCUUAUUCAAGUUUAUUGUGUGAAAGCUUAAUGUUCCUGCGUUUAAUUCGAAGCUUUGUAAAUUUUGUGUGUGUAAUCUCCGAAGGGAACUUUAAGCUUGAUUACGAUUAUGUUCGACUAGGCAUGUUAUUUUCUAGAAUAUGACGGGCAAAUUGUUGGUGCUUGAAAGUGUUUGAAUGUAGAGUGAAAUACCGCAACAAUGUUUUUAAGGUUACCCUGUUACUGCAUCGAACGAAACAUGCAGGCAUUCACAAGCAUUUAAAAUUAUGGCUGUGUUGUUGUGUGCUCAUCACAUUAUGUGCACACGAGCAUUUACAUUUGGCGGAAUGUUCUUUCUUUCUUUUUGCAUUUUGCAUGUCAAACAUAUGGGGCAUGAUGACUUGGUUAGCGCUUAGUCAGUUAAAACACUCUGGAAAAUGGAUAUGAUGCACGGGAAUUUUGCCUAGAUGGCACUGAGCUUGGUUCAUUUGUGCUGUGAAUGACACCAUCUCACUUAGCCACUAAAAACAUAUGAAAGCUCUGUCUGGCUUUUCCAAAGACUUUAUGUUGUCAAUAAAGCCUUAUGUGCUAAACACGAGUACCGAGGGCAUUCCCAUGAUUUGGAAGUUCACAAAAUAGGAGUGGCAUUGUGUUAUGGCAUUUCACAAACACAUUGCAAAGAAAUAAUAAUAAUAAAGACUAGUUAGGCGCACUCUGUUCGAAGCACAUUUCAGCAAAUAACUUGCUAGACAGUAAGAGAACUUAAAGCAAAAACUUAAAAUGUCACGAUGAUGAUGCAUGACAUUCUUAUUUGUUCUUGCGCCAAUGUACUGUUAAAUUAAUUGUGUCCUACUUAAAGCAAAGGCAUUUGUUGGACGAUAUCUGCCUGAAAGCACUGCGGCCGUUUCGUGUUAAGAUAUUUAGCAAACUUAGAGAAGCCUGUACGUUGGGCUGUUAGCAUGGCACUGUUAGGUUCUUACCUGGUUCACUAUAGAGCUGAUAAUAUUUUUUGGCAUUAGACUAAACAUUCUUUAAUUGGCACUCUUUCAUACACGUUAGGAUUAGGGCACAGCCAUACUGCAUUGUGUCACCUAGAUAUCUGCAUAUCUGCAAGCAGGAGAGAGAAAAACGUGGACGAGGCUGCCUGAACGAUGCAAUGUAGGACCAUGGCUGGCUUAUGCUCCAGUCAUGUGCAAGUCUCAUCUGGAGCACCAUUACCAGUCAAUUACUUUCGGCAAUAUAAUCACUUUUUCAAAAUUUCAUGUGACUCGACACUGUGUGCGUCGGUGUCUGGUGUGAAGAUGGCAAGCUUGCCACACACAGUCCCAGUCAGCCAUAUAUGCCGAUGCGCCAAGUGCCAAGUUAUGCAAAAUCUUGCGAAAGUGGCCGCAAAAGUGAUCGCCCAAGAAUACAGCCUUUGCUUUUUGUCACCUGGCCAGCAGUGUGCAGCAUGUUUUCUUUAUUAUUAUUAUUAUUGUUAUUAUUAUUAUUAACAACGCAUUAUGCUUUGAAGCUUUUGCAAUGCUUGCUGUCACAUUCCAUAUUGAUUUAAUUUUCUCUGUCCUUAAACUCCCGACUGAGGUGCCGUCCCGGUACGCUCUUUGCUAACCUGUACAUAACUUUUUCUUUAGAUUACUGUUGCCGUAUUGAACACUGUUGCAUUUUCUUGGGCGUCUGGACUUGAUUUUCUGAAGCAAAAGAAAAGUAUCCGCGCGCUUUUUCUGCCCAUUGUUUUUCGUUUUUCAUUGCAUAGGGCAUGCAGUCGACCACCAUCUACCAUCAUCGUUGCAGUCUUCAAUGCUCCUAGGUGCGAGCAAGCAUGCGCACUGCGUCUUUCUAGCCUCCUGAAACAGUUUGUUAGCUUGUCAUUCACGAAACAGUGAGCCUGAAGUGACUUUGUAAUCUUCAAGCUUUAGAAGCAUUGAUAGCCAGCACAGGCUGCACAAGAUCCAAUUGUUUUCGGGCACUAUUGACGAUAACAUAUCGCGCUAGCUUAAAUAUAGUGUUGCAGGAGCAGAAUGAGAAUGGAAUAAAAGAAAGGUUGGGAGAAACUGCGGGGCCCUUGAGCCCGGACCCGCAUAGAAGACGAACUGAAGCCCACAUUUGCACUCUCGCGAAAAUUAAUAUAAACGUAGCUGUCCGUUUUACUACCACUGCCAUCACUUCAAGAACUGUAGCUCAUUGUCACCCUUCUGUCUUUAACUUUGCUGGUUAUUCUUUCCCUUCUUUCUGCCAUUACCGAGUGACAAAAGCGAAUAUCACAUUCUUUAGCAGUAUUGCUGUAGCCAGAGCAAGCUAUCAAAACUGGGAUGACACAAGUAUCGAAAUGCAGUAUUAUGAGAGUAUGAGAGGUUUAACGAUGACGAUGCGUGCCAGAUUCCUAGAUGAACGUGCUUGAUUAUCUUUGGUGAUAACACUUGAUAACUUUCCUGUUUGCUUAGGCUGUGCUCAGUGCAUCGAUGCAGGCCCUCCCUCCCACUUCUGUAUUAUAGCAGGCACGAAUUUAUUAAGUAGUGGUCGAGGGAUGCGUCAGCUCAUUUUGACCACGUACGCUUGCCUGCAGUGGGAACGUGGUGCUGCUAGUUUCAAUCAAUUCAGACAGCAGUUUCGCUACCAGUCUAUUCACUGUGUAAAAAUUCAGUUUGUUCCCCGUUUUCUCGUUUAGUGUUCAUCCUUAUCUAGACGGGAGUAAUUUGUCAAGAUUUGAGGAGGACAAGCUGUCGAUUGAGCGGAGGAAAACCACAAGCUGCUCCCGAGGCUGAAUAGCUCUACGUGCAGCCGCAUAGUUUGGCAUGGGUAGAAAUCUAAAGAUGGAUCUUUUCCAAAUCGGAAAUUGGCAUUUCCUAUAUCUCGUCGCUUCAGCAGUGAGUGGAGCACUGUUGACUGCAAUGAGCACAGCUUAGACCAACGGCCACUAUCGUGGCCUUUCCUUUUCUUUUUUUCUCGUAGUGUGUGUCUGCAGUCAUUUGUGUGACCUCCAUGUUUAUGAUCAGUAGACUCACCACUGCUCCUGCUGUGCCCGAGGAGAGAUGACGACCCCAUACCGAAUAUGCGAGCAGUGAAGGUGUAGUCCCAGGAGCAUACAUGUCCUCUUGUAAAGCUUUUUGUCUGCGUGACUGUGUGGCAAUUUUUGUGCUCGCACUGUGGAAUGGGCCGGUGUCCCAAGUGUCAAUUGUUGCAAGAAAAGAGAUUGUGGAUGAAAGUUUUCGAGUGUGCAUCUAGUUUGUUGCCAGUGCAGAGCGUUAAAAAGUCUCAUGGGGAGGCAGUGGUUGAGUUGCUGGUUCAGGCCUUGAGAGAGAGAGAGAGAGAGAAGGGUGCAGAAUUUUGUGAUUUGGUGAGCUGCUUUUGCUUUUCACAUUCAGUUCUGCAGACUGCCGCAGAAGUCUACAUUGACAAGUCUCUUCAGGAAGUCUCGUCUCGACCAGUGCUGCUGCUUUUGCGAAGGUUCUGUUAAAACAACAUUCGGAAGCGACAUUCGCUAAGCCUGGUUUGUGAAUAUGUUAAAAAAUUGGCUGUGGGAGACUGUGGCAAGAAAUGAACAAUCCUAAGCAGACACUAAGUAGUAUGAUUGUCAAAUUGCGAUAGAAACUGGAAAUAAUAGGAAGUAGCACGAGGACUUAGAUUGGUGCAGGGCCCGAUUUGCUCGUGUCGAUGACACAGUACUCAUCGUAUAUGCUUUAAAAAAUGUUCGUUUCAAAGAUUGAGCUACAUCAGUUCUGUGGACAGAUAUCUUAUUAAAAUGUCUGUUUUCUUAUAGCCACAGGUUCGACGAAACAUUGUCUGGUGGGAAGCAAACAUUGACAGAAAAAAACUAAUGCUCUCCAAGGGAGAAUAUUUUUUUUUUAAUUUUGGGAGCUGUACAGGUCCCUUGUCCACAAUGGAGUGAGAGUACAGCAUGCUGUCCGUGUAGUGAUGCGCAACGAGGGGCGCAACAAGCUGGUGUCACUGCAUUUUCUUCCAAAGGUUCCAUCCAACAAAGCAGCAUUCAUGGUAUUCUACACACCUAGUACCUCCAUAUAUCUAACAAGAAGCCGCGACGAAAAACUUAAUUUGAAAUCUUGCUAAAAAGUUCAAUGUCUGGCAGACGCACAUUUUUUUGCCGCUAAACAACCUGUAGAUGUGCUUGACCUAGCAGAACAUCUGCAAAAGUGGCAGCACUGGGCCCUACAUAGAGGACAAAGGGAGAGGUAAAACCAUUUAGGUCGGGUUCACUGUGAGCACUGUCAACGAUGUACGUGCAAAGCUAGAAAAUGGCUAAAAAAAUAAAAAGUGGAUGAAAGAGAUUUGCUGGUACAGUUAAAAUGAGCGCUUGUCUGCAUCUUCUGAUGCUUUCUGUCCACUUUGCUUUCUACACUGCUUAUUUGCCACCCAUGUCAAUCUACUUGUUCAUCCGCGAGUAUUACAUGUGCAAGCAUCUGCUCCAUUGCACGCAUCUUGUCGGCACUGUCUACAAGAACAGCAGUGUGAUCACAUGGGUCCUCGGCCACGCAGGUAGUUUUCAGUGAAGUGCACCGAUAGAAGUGUCUGCUCGUUGUGCCCCGUCUGUCUCUUCUGGCGCAUAAAAGCCUUUGACUACUAAUAUACUGACACUUGCAUUAACUGCCCUGAGUGGCCUUCCUAAAAAAAAAAAAAAGGCAUCUCUGAUGUUCUGCAUGCAGAAAGAGAGUUGGUGGCAUGACUUGCCAUUAGCACAGCAGACGUUCAGGAUCGACAUCUAGACAUGUUGGCGGACUUGUCUUGCUGUUUUUGCUCUGCCUAUGUUUCCACAGUCUUGUCAGCUAACGUUGUUGUGCACUUGGUGCAGUUCACGUAUACCGAAUAAGAAAUGGAACGGGGAAAUCAAAAGUAGUUUUCGUAGGUGCUGUGUGUCGUGGCUGUUGUGAUUUCAAUGCAGCUUAUUGUCUUUUGUACAGAACCACUCGUGUAAGCGCACUUAACUCGGCCGUUUUUAAUGUCCAGUAUCCAUAUUUAAGUAGCUUAGUAGCAGCAAAUGUUUCAGUGUAGAGCUCUCACUUUGAGGUACAGAGAGUGUGAAAUCUGCCUAGCAUGGUUGACGUACAAGAACCUAGUCCCGACGUGUUAGUGGUAAGCUUUCCAUCCAAAUCUGAACUGCCUUUCGUGUUCUAGAAUGCUCCUUCACUCAAGGUUCCACCUUCAGAAGAUGACGGCAGUGUCGCCUCUUAAAUGACAGUCACUGUGCUUGGAUAACGCUCCUCGGCUGUUACUGGGCCAAACUGUUGUAAAUGCUUGCUCUUGGCAUCUACUCAAAUGCACUAGAAUGGAGGGGCGUUCAUCAAGCAACUCGUAGUUGCUGAGGAGCCUUGUUGAAGGGCAGUGCUUUUCUCAGUGAAGGACCUCGACUGCACUCGGCAGUCGAGGAAGGGCUUUGAACUAAGGCCAAUUCGUGAAUAUGAGAGUAAAUCACCGAACAUGUUUCUCAUACCGAAACCAUUCACUUGGUUUCAGCGUCGACCAACACAUUUUGUGGUGCUUGGCGCAUCUGUCCAGCCACCGGUGGCAGAGGUGGCGUGGAUGUUAUGCACCUCCACUGCCAGCUUUUCGCUUUUUUUAGAAGUAAAACGUGUGCCGCCGCUAAUGCAUCUGCAGUAGUCUUGUGCAUUUAGGCUAGCUGCAAGACGACUUGUACACAUUCGACCUUCCCCAUCCCCCUUUCCUGGGUCUGUGGUAUUGUACUUGUGGGCAGCCCCGAGGGGCAAUUAACCUAUUAACCUAACACUCGCUUAGCUCAACUAGCAAGACAUAUGUUCAGCCAUUUUUUUACUGCACCUUGCCUUCCCAUUUGCGCUAUGGAAGUCGCAACCACCUGCAAGCAAUUUGUAACGAGCAGUUUCUCAUCUAGUCUGUUGUUCUUGGCGCACUGCAGCAUUUGUGAUGUGUAUUCAAAAUGCUUUGUUCUUUUUGCAAAACCAACGGUUGUGAUCAAUUUUUUUCUACUUCCCGGUGACCUUAUGAAGCUGCCGUUUUAUACUUGCCAUGUCUUCGUCGUGCAUCACAUGUAUGGUAAAUUAUUGCACCUGCUGUUGGGGAGGGGGGCAAUUUCAGGCCAUUGCUUGGGAAAAUGUAAAUACAGAGGGAAAGAAAUUUCUGUCACCCACUUUUUUGCAAUGUACCUGUGUGCACUUUUGGUUCUACUUUCGCACUAACUUUAUCCAGCCCAAGCGGUGCACAUCUAGUCCUGCUUCUAAGAUGCCAGGGCCGCUGGCCUUUCGGAGAGGAAAUGCACCGCUGUCUCCCCGUCACGUGCCCACCCCUUGCAGUAGUAGUCGCAUGUGGUAAUGUCCUUCAGCUUUGAGGUUCCCUCCAACAUGCAGCUGUAAAGCAGAUUUUUUUGUUCUCCCUUUAGGAAUAUGGUCAACUGGGAUAGUUGGCACUGGUUCAUAAAGACGGCGCCAAAAAAUACACGGACAAAGAAAGGUACAAGAACGACAAGAACACAGCGGUGCAACAGUUUUCACACAAACAUAGUUGCGCGCUCCUGUCAUUUUUGCAUUUUUCUCUGUCUGCGAUUGCUUUUUUUCCCCCUUUUUUAAAGUUCAAAGCCAUUCAGCAUCAGUGUAUCAAAAAAAGUGGUCUUAUGGUUAUUCAUGCACAAUGGCCCCAAAGUUGAUUGUCAGUUGAACCCCCUAUUGGGUAUAAUUAUUUUCUCCCCUCCCCCUUUUUUUUCAUAUUCAGCUCGGGUAUGUUGAGCUUGUUUUUAGACACUGGAUGCUGUGUAUGCUCUGCUCUGAGCUCUACUUUUGGCGGGCAUUUGGAUAAGGUGUAUUGUUUUCUUAUAAACUAUACAUUUCUCGUCUACCCCACUACACCAAGUCUCAACAUGGUUGCACGUCUCAACGAUGGUUCCAGUAAAAGUGCUCCAACGCUCCAAGUAGAGUUUAUUUUAAUUCGGGCUACGCUUCUAUGUUCAAAUGUCCUUGACCUACCUCGUUUGUGUCCUUCAUUGGGCUCAUUUUCUUCCCCUUAUACGACAGGUGGCCAUUAGCUUACGCGAUAGUGAAGAUUUGCCUGCAGCAUUUGUGAGCAAGCUAUAGAUGGCACGUUACUUUCACAUCCUUUUGUCGAUGCUUGUUGUUUCUAGGAGCUGUGAUGAUGGAGCUUUUAGCACCCCCUUUUUUGUGUGUGUGCAUAGCAUAUAGUAUGUGUCCUUGAAAUAUGGCUGGGAAAGAAGCAAUCUACACUUUGCCGCACCCGCUCAAAGGUUGUGCCCCAAGGCACAGCAUUUUCAGAGCUUGCGCAGAGUUUGCGUGUGUUGUAUGUUGUGUGCGUUCCGUGUGAUGACGUGGAGAGAAUCGUGUGUUGUCCGUGCACUCUCGUUGGUGGAACAGACUCGGUGAACCACCUGUACAGGUGCACUGCGGUGUGCCCAUCCAGAAUGUGAACUAAGGAAGAGAAUCCAUACAGUCUUACCUUGAAUAGAUGUGCACACUUACAAUAUAGCAGUGCUUAUUCCGUAUUUUUUUUUGUGUGCGUGUAAUCGCCACGCUCGUUUUCGUAGAGCCCUUGCCACGAGUUUUCAAGCUACUGGACGUGACCAGUUUCCUCGGCAACCGAUAGAACACGUGUUGCUCCAAAGCCCCGGCGCUUUGGAGGGAUGGUGUGCCUGUGGCCUGACCAUCGGAACACUUGCUUCACAAGCCCUGCAGCACCACUGGUCGGAGGCUCAGUUCUUGGCCGCGGUGGCUGCAUUUCAGUAUGGGCAAACUACACGAAUGAUGUUGUGCUGUGUUUUAGUAUGUUAAACCCUGCAAUUCAGUCAAUCAACCACAGAUCUGGUCAUCUGCUGAACAGCGUCAGAAUUUUGUGAAAAGUACCCUACUUUUGAAAGGAAAGCGCGGUGAUCUUGGCUGGAGCUCGGUCCACCUGUCUGUCUGUUUGCAUGUUGAGCAAUCUGUGUGAAGCAUAUGUGUGGGUAUCGACCAGUAACCGAGGACACACUGCCCCACGCAGCAAGCGUUUAUUUAAAAAAAUUUUUUUUUAAUGUGUGAAUUGAGCCACGGAAUGCAUAUAUUUUAUGUGUGCAGUGUCAUGUUCAGUGAGCUUGAACAUGCUGUCGUCUGUUUCUGUAAGCCCUCACGUCACGUCUGCUUAUCGAAGAGCGAUUUCAGUAUAAGUCCAAGUGCAGCAGAAAACAAGAGCUGCUCAGUAUUUGCACUGCCUUUGUUUAGUUGGGUCGCGCAGAACUACUGCCACUGUUGUUAGCCUAGUCAAAUGUGUAACCCACUAAAUUUUUGCAUGCACAUUUACUUGACAAACAAGGAACUACGUGCAAAAAAAUAUGGUAAGGCCAGCAGCUCUAAAAACCUGCCUGCGUAUAAUGUUGGAACUUGUUUGAUCUUUGCUCAUGAAUAUUGUACCUUGUAUGAUAUUUCUGUAUUGGGAGAUUUCCAGGUAUUGUAGUGGGAGCCUAAAUGAGCUUCUAAAGUUACAAUAUUGCAGGCUAUGUGCAGGAAUGAGUUACCAUACAAAGUGCAGUCGUAGGAUGGAAUGAAUGACCAACAGCAGCAACAAAGCCUUCUUUUGGGUGAAUUGGUCCCUUAUAAACACCGAGUAGAUCAAAUAAAAUUCAUAAGUUCACAUGAAGCUCUACUGUAAGCAGAUAAUGCAGAUAAACUGUCACACUUGAAUAAACUUAAAUUUUAAAAAAGUCAUAAUUUUGGAACACCUUUGUAUCUUUCUGUGUACAAUCUGUUAGCACUGUUUAUCACUGUUCAUGACAAAAAGGAUAAUUUGAGCAGGGUGUCAAUAAAUUAGAUGAUCAUAUUUGUCACAUAAAACAUUGGAGCAAAUUUUACUUUCACACUUUCAAUAUUGAGCUUCCUACUACAUUUGGGUUCAUGUAAUAGUUCUUUGUUUUUUUCUAAUAUCCAUCACCAUCUGGAUAAGAACACACUUAGAGGUAACGUUGCCUGGCUUUAAAUAACAUCUUUGAGUAGCUUUAUUUUGCGGCAUCAAUGUACAAUCCUGGUACUCAUCAGUGCAUUUGAAUAAACUUGUGAAAUUAGGCGACAGGAAAGUACAUCAUGGUUGCGAAGCGCAAUUUAUAGUGGCAAAUGCAACACAAAGAAUCUUUUAUGCUUGGCUCUCAUUCAAAGUCUCUGAAGAAAUCUUAGUGCACUAUUGAAUGUACCAGUUUCGGUUUGAUUUUUCUCCUUCAGAAUGAGCCUGAAUUUACAGCGCAGUCAACUGUUAAAGGGAACAGUCUAAUGUGCGCUUCUCAUUUUAGUGUUGCUGUACCUGCACAUGCCAGCUGCAGCUGUGCCAGUGCAUUGAACAGACGUGAAGGUGCCAGUCCCGCCAACCAAAAGUUGCAUGCUGCAAAGCUGGGUGAUUGUGCAAUUAAUGGCAGGAAAAUUUUGCACAUGCUCUGUACCUGCGAGUGUGAGAAGCCAUUACUUGUAACUCUUAAAUGUUGCCCCUAACGUGUCACAUUGAAUUCUGUGGUUUUACUUGCCAAAACCACAAUUUGAUUAUGAGGCACGCAAGGCGUGCCUCAUAAUCAUUGCCUCAUAAAUUGAGGCAACUGCUUUGCGAGUUGCUUACAUUAACAGAGUAUCUGCAUUAUUAGCCACUGACCUUAACUUUAGUGUUAUUGAUUAGGAACUUCAUUCCCAUGAAACAGGCAUGCAAAUGUUGUGCGUGAGAUACCAUUAAUCAAGAUUACUUUUAAGCACACAAUUUAGUAUGUUUAACCUACACUUGCUGUGAAUUUAUGGUGGACUAGAAUUUGGCACAGCUCGAGCCCAGGUUAGUGCCUACACCUUUCCUAAAUCUCAAGGGACAGGUAAAUUUCGACAUCUAUUAAAACAAAUUAUUUAAAGGCACCCGACAAGCUCUUAGCGACAUUUUCAUGUUUAUGAACAUAGCUCAGUUCUAAGUCUAUGCAGAUUACCUGCCAAGGUAAGGUUGGCCAACGAGCAAGGGGUAAGAGGGGGGGAGCUUUGAGCCAUUGAACUGUUGCAGUAAAUGGGCUGAAAGGAAUGUUUCACCCUUCAAGUCAAAGAUCCUUUCUGGAGAAAUAGAUAUUAUUGCGAGAAAUUUUAGCUAAUGUUCUAAUUGACCAGCACUGCUGCUGCUGUUGGGAAAGUCAUGUCCAUGAAGAGUAUGUCUAUUCUCACCUGCGAGACAAACGGCACACUUGCACAUUCCAUUAGCCCACAGUGGAGGGUCAGCUGGUCGCAGAAGCUUCCAAAAUGCCAGAAGGUGUGAAAAAGUUGCAAUGUUGUCAUCUCCCGAGUACACAGCAUGGCAUAGGGACUAAGUAAUUUGCAAGGGUUUGUGCUACGAGUGUACAAAUAUUCUACAUUAUAAAUAGAAGUGAAAUAUUUGUUACGAAUCAGUGUUCAGUUUGAGAAAUCAAUAUUCAGUGUAUUUGGCCAAAAAUGUGAGGUAGAAACAAUCGUUGCAGGCUGCGUACCUCAGUAAAGGGCCCAUGCAUUUAUUUCACAGGCCACUUGUGAACCACCCAGUUGAAUAGACUUCCCAAUAACAUUGCCCUAUUUAAUGGAACCCAUCAGAUUAUUUUUUUACCAUGCUUGUUCUUCAUGGUUCUUUUCCUACUUUUAAAAGCAAAAAAAAAAGGGGGGGAGGAAAGGUCGGUUUUGGAAAAUUUCUGUGUUCGAAUACCCCUGGUGUGACUGAAUGUAGAUGCAGUUGCAUAAUGACUUGCUCUGUGCUUAGGCUGCAAGGUUUUUGUCACAGAUUUCACAUUUGGCAAACUUUUACAAGCAGCUGCAUUGGACAAAAUACAAGGGUGUCUGGGUUUUUUUUUUUUUUUGCAGCUUUGUGGAACAUAAUUGCAUAGUGCAGUAGGAACUAAUGCCGCUGACAUCAUUAGUAAAGGCUCCUAAAGUCUCGCUGAUAAGUAAAUGAGAUCUUAAUCAGUUUGCUUUGGCUGAAUUAUCUGUGCAUUGUUGUACAUUGGUUCGUGUGACAUAAAGAUGUGUGCAAAUCUUACUUAAACUGAUGUUUUCUUUUUUUUCUACAUACAUUUUCUUUAACUUUAUGUGGUCCUGUGCACAGUGUUUGUGGAACACUUCUCACUGUCCCUUUCUAAUGCAUUCCUUUGCCCUGUGUAUGGUGUACAAAGAUCUUUUUUUUUUUUCGUAACCUGGAAUGAAAUUGUGUGUAACGUGCCCGGUAUAUACAAAACCCCUUUUGGCAGUGCUGGACACUGCUUCUGCUUUGAGUGAAUAAAUUUGCAAAUUGUGAAACAGUA
This is a messenger RNA of Dermacentor andersoni, 15384 nucleotides long. Its product is annotated as kelch-like protein diablo. Gene Ontology annotation, molecular function: protein binding. NCBI's taxonomy places the organism in Eukaryota, Metazoa, Arthropoda, Arachnida, Ixodida, Ixodidae. The record is from RefSeq and is a predicted model, not a curated record.